Molecule: messenger RNA, 622 nt
Organism: Schizophyllum commune H4-8
Lineage: Eukaryota; Fungi; Basidiomycota; Agaricomycetes; Agaricales; Schizophyllaceae
Exons: 2
Coding region: 274-492 (72 amino acids)
Source: RefSeq, a predicted model, not a curated record
UGAGAUCACGCGUUGCUCCGAACGGUCAUGUAGAAGUUCGACUUCGUAUUUGUGCGUCCUCGCCAACUCUAUAGUCCUGAUGUUCGACUGCGAAACCCUACGCAAAGAACCUUAUGGAUUACCUGCAUAAUUUCCCAAGUGACGGCAUUUCACUUGGGCUCUAAAGCGCGCACGGUGGCGCGGUGGAUAGGAUGCAGCUCCCUCAGCACUGCGCACGGUCACCAGCCUACGCGGUCACGUUAUUGCUUACUAGCAACAGUAUAGACGUCUUAGAUGCCAUCCCGUUUCUCCACCACAGCCUUCACUCCCAUUUUCCAUCGUUCAUCCCUCUGUUCUAUGGCUCAGGGGGUGCCCAGAUCUACUUCUUGGAUGCUGCUCGGGCACACGCUGCUCAUACGACACUGCUUAUCGCGAAGCACCUCAAGCAGCGCGUCCUGCGCGUUUGGUUUAGGCUAUGGAUCACAAGUGCUUCUUUCCGAGGGUCUCAUAUAGUCGUACGUCUGGUGAGCAGCGCGAAAUAUGCGAAAUGGCGCUAUCCGGGAUGCCCGAGCACUGUCAACGGCGCGCUCGACGAGACGUCUGACCGCAGCCGUCCUCUUCCUCGAGUCUCAUCAAGAGCGAU